Messenger RNA from Tyto alba (common barn owl), 4081 nucleotides. RefSeq names its product serine/threonine kinase 17b (gene STK17B). The record is from RefSeq and is a predicted model, not a curated record. Gene Ontology annotation, cellular component: nucleus. NCBI's taxonomy places the organism in Eukaryota, Metazoa, Chordata, Aves, Strigiformes, Tytonidae. Gene Ontology annotation, molecular function: ATP binding; protein serine/threonine kinase activity. The transcript is spliced from 8 exons. Gene Ontology annotation, biological process: intracellular signal transduction; protein phosphorylation; positive regulation of apoptotic process. Bases 241 to 1359 code for a protein of 372 amino acids.
CGUCUUCCCAGCACGGAACAGGGACCCGACUUAUUUGGAAAUAGUUAAAUUCAGUGACUUUUUGCCCGGUUAAAGAGAGUUUAGUGGGAAGCUUUCUCUUUAAUGGGAAGCUCUCAAGUUUCUGUGACCCAUACGUCGAAUGUCUGUUAGUCGGGGCUUUUGGUGCGAUGUGUAAACACAGGUAUCACUUCUAAUUUUGGAAAUAGGUGACUGGUAGAAGAGAGGGAUCUGAUCCUGACUAUGUCGAGGAGAAAGCUGGAGAAUAAAAGCCUUUCUGGCUUGUUAGCCACAUCUUUGCAGACACAAAUCAAGACAGACAAUUUCCACAAUUUUUAUAUGCUUGAAUCAAAAGAGCUAGGAAGAGGAAGAUGUGCUGUGGUUAGAAAAUGUAUAGCUAAAUCCACAGGCCAAGAGUAUGCAGCUAAAUUUUUAAAGAAAAGAAGAAGAGGUCAGGACUGCAAAGCAGAGAUUCUUCAUGAAAUUGCUGUACUUGAAUUAAUGAAAUCUAAUCCUCGUAUAGUUAAUCUCCAUGAAGUCUAUGAAACAGCAAAUGAAAUCAUCUUAGUGUUGGAAUAUGCUGCUGGAGGAGAAAUAUUUGACUUGUGUGUCCCAGAUCUGGAUGACAGAAUUGGUGAAAGGGAUAUUGUAAGACUUAUAAGACAAAUACUUGAAGGACUCUGUUGCUUGCAUGAAAACAAUAUUGUUCAUCUUGAUUUAAAGCCUCAAAAUAUUUUGCUGAGCAGCAUCAGUCCUCUUGGUGAUGUAAAAAUUGUAGAUUUUGGUAUGUCUCGGAAGCUUGAGACUUCUAGUGAACUGCGACAGAUCAUGGGAACAACAGAAUAUCUAGCUCCAGAAAUCUUAAACUACGAUCCUAUUACCACAGCUACAGAUAUGUGGAACAUAGGUGUGAUUUCGUACAUGCUGCUGACACAAGAAUCUCCAUUUGUGGGAGCUGAUAAUCAAGAAACUUACCUUAAUAUAUCUCAAGUUAACGUGGAUUAUUCAGAAGAAACAUUUUCAUCGGUUUCACAGCCUGCCAAAGACUUCAUUCAAAAACUUCUCAUAAAAAAUCCCGAGGAAAGACCCACAGCAGAGGCCUGUUUGUCUCAUUUGUGGUUACAGCAAGGGGAGUUCAUACUCUUGUGUAGCCCUGAAGAAACCUAUUGCUCUUCUCUGAUGCCAGGACACACAACAAAAUGCUUGGAGGAACGGAAUGUAAAAUCCAGUUGUAAUGGUACCUGUAGUAAUAAGGAAGACAAAGAAAACAUUCCAGAGGACAGCAGUACAGUCUCCAAACGUUUUCGUUUUGAUGAUUCAUUGCAGUAUCCCCAAGACUUCAUGACAGACUUAGUAUGCUAAUGUGUAAUACAGACUUUUAUAAAAGGAAUUUAGCAUAAUCUAUUCCAGUGGUGAAUAUAAAAUGAUGGCUUGCCAAUUCUUGCGGCAUUGGCAUACUGGAAAUGCACUUUGAUUCUUUCAUGCCGGUGCUUCCUUUUCUAUCCAUUGCUGGCAAUGGAUUUAACUCCUGAAAAAUUGGGGUUGUUGCACCAAUAAAGUGAAUUAUUUUUUUUAAGAAGAUAUAAUUAAAUAUUUUUGCACUUCUCAAGUUUUAGUCCAAAAAUGAUGCCAGAAUGAACAAACUAAAACCUGAAAAUUAGUUUGUUUAAAUUCAAGCUUUGCCAAAGGGUGGUUGAAUACGUGCGCACUUUUAUGACUAGCCUUAAUAAGAAAUUGGUCUAAGCAGGGAAAGUGAAUCUAGCUGUCUUACUGGGCUGAUUUGUGACCAUUCUCAUAGCUUUAAAUGGAAGCUAAAGGUGGUAUGUUUUGGGAACAUGAUGUAUCUUUUGGGGCCAUUUGGAAAACUGCUUUCUCUGUAGGAUCAUUAGUAGUUAAGGAAGUGUUUCUGCCUUAUAGAUCUGAUCCGCUUGGGGAUUGUAAAGCAUACUCUGUUUUUUUUCCUGUGUUGUUGUGUCUCUGCAGUGCUUGAAUAGAAAAUGGGUAGAUUGUCAGUCCUUGUGCUAGUGGUCCUUUGUUCCUUAUCAGUAAGUCAUAUUUGAAGAGGGUGAAGGUCCUGUGCUGAUGUGAACAUUCAAUAAACUAGUUAGUUUGCUUUCAUAAAACCUCUGGAAUAGUAUCAUCUACCUGUGACCCAUUCUUCAAAAAAACAACAAAUGAACAAAAAAACCCAAAACACCAACACCACCCCAACCAACCAAAAAAACCCAGAACAAACAAACAAAACAAAAAAAAAAAACAAACCCAAAAUGAAAGCCUCUCUGGAGUUAAAAGUAGUAACUGAAUAAACUGAAAAUAACUGGGUUUGCCAGCAAAGCUGCAAUUAAAAGCUCUUCAUUAUGGCCCUCUAAUGCAGAAGUGCAGUGCAUCUUUCUGUCAGUUACUGUUAUCCAUAAUAACUUAGCUUCGUGCCCGCUCUGAGAAAUGGACUGCAGUGUGUUAGUAUUUAAAGACAAACUACUUAAUUGUUUUAAGCCUUUAAAUUUGGUUUGUUCAGUGGGUUUGUUAUUUAAGUUAUUUGCCUUCUACUUCCUGUUUUUAGGCUCUGAGGAAGUAAUGCCUAUGUCAAGUUUUGACUUAAAGCAAAUACCAAUCAUACCUUAACAGCCUGAAGCUAGUACUGACAAGAUAAAAUCCUAAUCAUAACACUGAGGCUAGAAGUCUUUUAGGGAAUGUAUUAAAACUUAUAUAAAUAUUCUGAAAGUAAAUGGCACUUUAAAAUACUUCUGGGAUUUUUCACUCCUCAGAGCUUAGACUUAAUUGUCUUUGAUUUGCAUUUGGUUUGUUUUGUAUAAUGUAACACCACAAUCUGAUGAUCUUUUUCCAGUGUUCCUGUGGACUUGUCAAUAGUUAGGCAGACUGAGGUUUUGGAACAACAUAUGACUGAGAGGUGAACAUGAGUGGUAAAAAGUUGUAUUUUAUCUUUUUUUCACACAAGAAAGGAACAGGGUUUUUUACAAAUAGAUUACAAUAUAAGGUAUCACCAUAAUGCAUGGGGGAAUUCAGGACCGUUGUCUUUAUUUUGGGUGACACUUAUGUUGAUAAGUGAAAUGUCAACUGAGGUGUAAGGCAUGUAAGACUAUCUUUCAGUUUGUGUUUGUCAGAAAGUGAAAAUUUUCCAAGACUUAAUCUCAUGUGAAAUGAAGUAAUGGAUAUAUUCAGCACAUACGAAGCUCAGAUGCCUAGGUAUAAAUGAACCACACUGAGUCUCCUUUGUGUAUUAAUUCUCAUAUAACUUUUUUCAGUGAUACUGGUAAUAUAUAUAAUUAUAAUAUUACUUUGCUAAAGGCAAUUGUUGGAUUGUGUUCAGGUAACUUACAGUACCCUUACUUCUCAAAGUCCUUGGCUUUUCCCAGUUGGAGUCUUAUCUAACCUUUUGUUUUUUCCACCAGCAUGGAGUCUAAUUUGAACUGUUGAAUUAAAAAUACAAACUAUUUUAUGCAUACUCAGAAGUUAAAGUUCACUUAAGGUAAAGAAGAAAAUGUCAUAAAACUGCAACAGAUAAAGGUAGAAAAGAAUGUUUAUAAAAUUGUUACAUUUUAAAAUUCUGCAAAAUUAUUAUUGAACUGAAAUUACAGCUGGGAAACUUGUGGAAGUCUUUGUACAUCAGUAUUCUGUUUUUAUCAUCUGGAAAAUAAAGCUGAAAGCGUUUGCCAGCACUUUAUGAUAAAAUUGUUAUUUCAUAAGAUUUUUAUCAUGAUAUCUGAUGUUUACAUUUCUUCUUUUGGAGCUAACUUAUCUUUAAAUAAAUGAAAAUUGGUCUUAUUCAAGGAAGUUAAAUUUUGAAGACUUUUGUACUUUAUAAAAUAUACCUUGAAUCAGAUUUUAUUUGGAUCAGUGCAUUUGAUUUAUUUAAAAUUAUUACUGUGCAUGUGUAACUUCAAUUGAAUGUAAAUACAUACAUUGUAGACAACUGUUAGCCUGUCUUACUUCCUGUCAUAUUACUGGGAACUACCAAGUGUAAAUGAGUGAUGAGUAACAUUUUAAGAUGACCGAAGUCAUAUUUCUAUGCAGUUCAUUACCUUUUUAUAUAUUAAAAAAAAAUAAACUUUGCCUUUUCUCAAAA